Molecule: messenger RNA, 3887 nt
Organism: Pongo pygmaeus (Bornean orangutan)
Lineage: Eukaryota; Metazoa; Chordata; Mammalia; Primates; Hominidae
Gene: GATA2
Product: GATA binding protein 2
Exons: 6
Coding region: 849-2291 (480 amino acids)
Biological process (GO): positive regulation of angiogenesis; positive regulation of transcription by RNA polymerase II; negative regulation of transcription by RNA polymerase II
Cellular component (GO): nucleus
Molecular function (GO): DNA-binding transcription factor activity, RNA polymerase II-specific; zinc ion binding; RNA polymerase II cis-regulatory region sequence-specific DNA binding
Source: RefSeq, a predicted model, not a curated record
UGUCUCGGCCGCCCCCAACCCCCAGGCCGCCGCGGCGGAUGCGUCCGAGCCGGGCCGCCGAGCGGCGGCUGCACCUGCCGGCUGGUCCCGUGCGCCGGCUUUUCGCGGCUUAACCCAGCUCGCUCCUGCUUGCGCCCCCGCGCGCUGCGCCCCGCAGCCCUUUAUCCUGUGUGACUGGGGUGCGUGUGGGGGAGAGCGCCGGGUCUGGAAGUCUCCCCCGCCCCAAGCCGGAGUCGGAAUCCGUUUAGUGGGAUUUCAAUAAGAAUGGGGCCGCCGCGGGCUUGAAGAUCUGCCGCCGGUAGGCGUAGACGGCGUUCUGGAUCUGUCUGAAAACGGGGCAUUUAAAAUUAUUCGGUGGCGGCCAGGCUUGAACUCCGGGUUGCUCCAACCACGAGGGGAAAGGCCCCGCGUUCAGGGACCCCGUGUGUGGCGGCCGCUCCUUUACCGGAAAACAAGGAAGGAAAUUCGUUGUUUUGGAAAAAGCCUCCUCUCCCGAGGUCGGGAACAUCUGGUGGUGAGCUCCAGGUCUACGCAGGCACCGCGUGCUAGGAUUCGUUUAUGAGCAGGCAGGAUUCGAGAACGAGGUAGGGCCCGUGCGGCAGCCGAGGCGUCUGGAGAGCGUUUCCCAGCCGGGAUGACAAAUUGCAGACAAAUUGUGUCUAACGAUACGGAUUUACCAGUUGUCAGGCCGCCGGCCCCGGCCGCUCCGAGUAAACCGUGGCUGUUCGUGGAGGAGGGAGAAGCACGGCCCGAUUGUCUCCGGGUCUCAGCAGGGUCCCGCGGGGAGCCUGCCAGGCUUGAAGGGCCGUUGCCCUCUCCACCCAGACCCUGAGCCGCCGCCGCCGGCCAUGGAGGUGGCGCCGGAGCAGCCGCGCUGGAUGGCGCACCCGGCCGUGCUGAAUGCGCAGCACCCCGACUCGCACCACCCGGGCCUGGCGCACAACUACAUGGAACCCGCGCAGCUGCUGCCUCCAGACGAGGUGGACGUCUUCUUCAAUCACCUCGACUCGCAGGGCAACCCCUACUACGCCAACCCCGCUCACGCGCGGGCGCGCGUCUCCUACAGCCCCGCGCACGCCCGCCUGACCGGAGGCCAGAUGUGCCGCCCACACUUGUUGCACAGCCCGGGUUUGCCCUGGCUGGACGGGGGCAAAGCAGCCCUCUCUGCCGCUGCGGCCCACCACCACAACCCCUGGACCGUGAGCCCCUUCUCCAAGACGCCACUGCACCCCUCAGCUGCUGGAGGCCCUGGAGGCCCACUCUCUGUGUACCCAGGGGCUGGGGGUGGGAGCGGGGGAGGCAGCGGGAGCUCAGUGGCCUCCCUCACCCCCACAGCAGCCCACUCUGGCUCCCACCUUUUCGGCUUCCCACCCACGCCACCCAAAGAAGUGUCUCCUGACCCUAGCACCACGGGGGCUGCUUCUCCAGCCUCAUCUUCCGCGGGGGGUAGUGCAGCCCGAGGAGAGGACAAGGAUGGUGUCAAGUACCAGGUGUCACUGACGGAGAGCAUGAAGAUGGAAAGUGGCAGUCCCCUGCGCCCAGGCCUAGCCACUAUGGGCACCCAGCCUGCUACACACCACCCCAUCCCCACCUACCCCUCCUAUGUGCCGGCGGCUGCCCACGACUACAGCAGCGGACUCUUCCACCCCGGAGGCUUCCUGGGGGGACCGGCCUCUAGCUUCACCCCUAAGCAGCGCAGCAAGGCGCGUUCCUGUUCAGAAGGCCGGGAGUGUGUCAACUGUGGGGCCACAGCCACCCCUCUCUGGCGGCGGGACGGCACCGGCCACUACCUGUGCAAUGCCUGUGGCCUCUACCACAAGAUGAAUGGGCAGAACCGGCCACUCAUCAAGCCCAAGCGAAGACUGUCGGCCGCCAGAAGAGCUGGCACCUGUUGUGCAAAUUGUCAGACGACAACCACCACCUUAUGGCGCCGAAACGCCAACGGGGACCCUGUCUGCAACGCCUGUGGCCUCUACUACAAGCUGCACAAUGUUAACAGGCCACUGACCAUGAAAAAGGAAGGGAUCCAGACUCGGAACCGGAAGAUGUCCAACAAGUCCAAGAAGAGCAAGAAAGGGGCGGAGUGCUUCGAGGAGCUGUCAAAGUGCAUGCAGGAGAAGUCGUCCCCCUUCAGUGCAGCUGCCCUGGCUGGACACAUGGCACCUGUGGGCCACCUCCCGCCCUUCAGCCACUCUGGACACAUCCUGCCCACUCCGACGCCCAUCCACCCCUCCUCCAGCCUCUCCUUCGGCCACCCCCACCCGUCCAGCAUGGUGACCGCCAUGGGCUAGGGAACAGAUGGACGUCGAGGACCGGGCACUCCCGGGAUGGGUGGACCAAACCCUUAGCUGCCCAGCAUUUCCCGAAGGCCGACACCACUCCUGCCAGCCCGGCUCGGCCCAGCACCCCCUCUCCUGGAGGGCGCCCAGCAGCCUGCCAGCAGUUACUGUGAAUGUUCCCCACCGCUGAGAGGCUGCCUCCGCACCCAGCCGCUGCCCAGGUGGGGUUUCCUGCAUGGACAGUUGUUUGCAGAACAACAAGGACAACUUUAUGGAGAGAAAAGGAGGGGAUGGGACAGACGAAGGCAACCAUUUUUAGAAGGAAAAAGGAUUAGGCAAAAAUAAUUUAUUUUGCUCUUGUUUCUAACAAGGACUUGGAGACUUGGUGGUCUGAGCUGUCCCAAGUCCUCCGGUUCUUCCUCGGGAUUGGCGGGUCCACUUGCCAGGGCUCUGGGGGCAGAUUUGUGGGGACCUCAGCCUGCACCCUCUUCUCCUCUGGCUUCCCUCUCUGAAAUAGCUGAACUCCAGGCUGGGCUGAGCCAAAGCCAGAGUGGCCACGGCCCAGGGAGGGUGAGCUGGUGCCUGCUUUGACGGGCCAGGCCCUGGAGGGCAGAGACAAUCACGGGCGGUCCUGCACAGAUUCCCAGGCCAGGGCUGGGUCACAGGAAGGAAACAACAUUUUCUUGAAAGGGGAAACGUCUCCCAGAUCGCUCCCUUGGCUUUGAGGCCGAAGCUGCUGUGACUGUGUCCCCUUACUGAGCGCAAGCCACAGCCUGUCUUGUUUGUCAGGUGGACCCUGUAAAUACAUCCUUUUUCUGCUAACCCUUCAACCCUCUCCCCUCCUACUCUGAGACAAAAGAAAAAAUAUUAAAAAAAUGCAUAAGCUUAACUCGCUGAUGAGUUAAUUGUUUUAUUUUUAAACUCUUUUUGGGUCCAGUCGAUUGUACAUAGCCACAGAAGCCCUGCUAUGAAAGGAAUAAAACCUACACACAAGGUUGGAGCUUUGCAAUUCUUUUUGGAAAAGAGCUGGGAUCCCACAGCCCUAGUAUGAAAGCUGGGGGUGGGGAGGGGCCUUUGCUGCCCUUGGUUUCUGGGGGCUGGUUGGCAUUUGCUGGCCUGGCAGGGGGUGAAGGCAGGAGUGGGGGGCAGGUCAGGACCAGGACCCAGGGAGAGGCUGUGUCCCUGCUGGGGUCUCAGGUCCAACUUUACUGUGGCUGUCUGGAUCCUUCCCAAGGUACAGCUGUAUAUAAACGUGUCCCGAGCUUAGAUUCUGUAUGCGGUGAUGGUGGGGCGUGGUGGCCUGUGAGGGGCCCCUGGCCCAGGAGGAGGAUUGUGCUGAUGUAGUGACCAAGUGCAAUAUGGGCGGGCAGUCGCUGCGGGGAGCACCAUGGCCAGAAGUAACUUAUUUUGUACUAGUGUCCGCAUAAGAAAAAGAAUCGGCAGUAUUUUCUGUUUUUAUGUUUUAUUUGGCUUGUUUCAUUUUGGAUUAGUGAACUAAGUUAUUGUUAAUUAUGUACAACAUUUAUGUAUUGUCUGUAAAAAAUGUAUGCUAUCCUCUUAUUCCUUUAAAGUGAGUACUGUUAAGAAUAAUAAAAUACUUUUUGUGAA